GCCGACGCGCUCGAGCAUCGGAGGCCGCGUCGAUCAGUCCGCGCGGGACGCUCGAGGAGCGAGGAUCGCGUUCACGCCUCGUCUUGCUCUCGAAUCUCUCGUCCGAUAGUAAACGCGAGCGGGAGACAGGGAGACGGCGUCAGUUUUCGCGCUCAGUUCCGUAGAAUCGAGAGGAUCAAGAAGAGAGGAAAAACGGCGGCGAUCAUCGAGGAGAACUUUUUGCGGGACGACCGGGACUCCGGAAGUUUUGGAGCACAGAUGGUGAGAGGAUCGUUACCUGAUAUCGCAGUGACGAUGGCAUCGGGCAGAGAAAUCCACGGUGCUUUCAGUCUCAUCGUGGACGACGUGGAUUCGCACUCGAUCCUGAGCGAUGGCUCCGACCUGGACGGACUGUCGCGCGAGAGCAGUUCGCAAAACUCGGCGUCGCAGACGCCGCUGGAUAGUCCUGGCGGGCCACGCGAGAGGAUCAAGCAGAUCCAGGUUGAGGCCGAGACCAGACGGGGCGAGUUCGCCAGGUUGCUGGAGGAGCACGCGCAGGUGGUGCGCAAGCUGAAGAUGAUGGAGGCGGAGGAGCAGUUGUCGGCAACGACGACGACGACGACGACCGGAAAUGCGACGGUGAUCGGCGGCGCGAACGCGUGAUUUUACGGUUUUUUUACCACCGUUAGGACGAGGGUGCCAUCGAGGGUUGGGACCAUCGCGUCGAUCACUAUACGACGACCACCACCGCCACCACCACUACCACUACCACCUCACCACGUUUCCUCCUCGGCCGCGAAGCAUCACAAUCCGGAUAAGCCGUCAUCCAUCGCGAUUCGCAAGCAAGAUGACGCGAAUAUCGUGUUGGACGUCUGGCUUCUUAACCCUCGGAAGCAUCUCCGGGAAAUGUAAAAGAGAUACAAGAGGCAAGCCGAAAAAUAAUGGAUGCAUCCGAGAGUUAACUAUGAGGGAAAAAAAGGGCAAGAAAGAGAGGGGUAUGAAUUCGGGAGGACUUCUCUUGCUGUUUUCAUUUUUCCAUUAUGUAAUUUUGUCUCGUCGACUUUCGCUUCGGGCUAAUUCGAUCAUGUUUGAUUUGAAAAUUAAAAUUCGAAUAUGGUAAAUAAAUUCUAAAUAAUAUAAAAGGGAUCUAAAAGUU
Camponotus floridanus (Florida carpenter ant) is the source of this 1135-nucleotide messenger RNA. RefSeq lists its product as uncharacterized. The record is from RefSeq and is a predicted model, not a curated record. Bases 259 to 642 code for a protein of 127 amino acids. The transcript is spliced from 3 exons. Lineage: Eukaryota; Metazoa; Arthropoda; Insecta; Hymenoptera; Formicidae.